AUGAGCAUAUCACCGCACCAUCGUGCCAUCAGUCCGCCAACACCCGCUCCGUCUCCUCAGCCUGAUCUUCACACCUCGAUCCGCUUAGCCAACAAUGCUGCUUCUGCUGCUGCUGGUGGUGGUGGUGGUGGUGGUGGUGGUGGUGGAACCCCUUCCGCACCGCACCCUUUGAUCGUCGACCCCAAUGAUCCAUCGCAGCUCCUCAAACAUCUCUCGCUCGUGCUGCCCCAGUAUAGCCAGUCGGCCCGCUUCGAGCUCGUCUCGGAGCUCGCUGACCUGUUCAGCGUUCGAGAGCUAGCUCACUUGUCUUCGGUCAUCACUCCUAGGCUCAAGGUCGACUUCCUCUCUGCUCUUCCCAUCGAAGUCAGUCUCAGCAUUCUCAGUUUCAUCGAUGAUCCCAAGACACUGGCGCGUGCAAGCUGCGUCAGCCGUUUCUGGAGGAGUCUCGUCAACGACGAGCACACUUGGAAGGUCAUGUGUCUCAAACACAAGUAUCGCAGACGUGGCAGCAGCAACGCCACCAUUCAUCCGCUCGACCACCGUCUAGCAAGGUCCAUUUCCACCCUUGCAACUCCACGCAUCCGCCCAUCAUCCUCCAACUCCAGCUCGCUUGGCGUCUUGCUUCAGCAGCCUCUCCGACCUAUCGCUUCCAGUCAAGAUGCAGACGCAGACGCCGAUGCAGAUGCAGAUGCCGAUGCCGAUGUCGAUGCCGAUGCCGAUGUCGAUACCGAUGCCGCUCUUGUUGAACAAUACAUUGACCAAGACGAUGCUGCUGUGCUUGCCUCUCUCUAUCAACGAUAUCGAGACCGCGGCCUUGACCCUUCCAACGCACUGCAUGAGCUACGCACCCUCCACGACCUCUAUCUCACCAAGCGCCAAGGUGCCCACGGCAAUCUCAACCAGUCCAUGUCCGAGGCUGAUCUCGCUUUCUACGCACAGCUCGAGGAGAUCGUCGAAGAAGAAAGUCGCGCUCGCUAUGGUGAUGAAGCUGCUUCUGUCGACGAGGAAGCGCUCGACAUUCUUGCAUCUCCUACUGCAUCCAGUCGCCCACUCGCAACAACAUCUCACCAAUCUUCUCCUGCCGCCUCCAACCUCGGCUGGUUGAGCGCUGGACCUUGCACUGCCACUGCCUCUGCUACUGCCUCUGCUACUGCCUCUGCUACCACCGCUGCUACACCCUCCCAGCCAACUCGAAUGCAGGUUCCCACUUUGCCAUCUGCACCUGCACCUGCACCUGCACCUGCACCUGCACCUGCAUCAAUCAACCUUGGACAUGCUGUCAGUGCACCUUUUCGAACUGCUACAGGUCGACUUGACCGUUUGCAGGGCUGGCAGCAAUCAACGCCGUCUGCUGCCAUCGCCGCCUUCGCCACGCCUCGCAUUCAGGACGCAGAGACAAGCGUGCAAGUCAACGAUCCCGACGAGGCCAUGGACAUGGAUGAUGGACACCACCUCGCUUCUACCCUUGCAUCCUCCUCUGCUGGCCCAGCAGGCACAGGCCCCAUCGGACAGCCACCCAACGCACCUCUACUAGCCUCUUUGCCGCGUCACCACUCGCCCACCGGUCGCUUCUCGGCAUCCGUAACAUCACCAUCUACAGGCACGCAUGCUGCAACCAGGCGCAGUGCAGGCAGCUCCGCCUUAGUCCCAGGUCCUCGCGACUCUCGCCAAAGUCAGACCGACCGCAGCCCAAGUGGCACUCUUCGCACACGGUCUGCCUCGAUCGACGAGCAUGACUCUGCCAACACUGGCGCACCCGCAACCGGCUUGAACCUUUUCGACUCCUCCGCACCCUCUCCUUGUCCUGUGCAGGAGCGAUCGUCACAAGCUGGGCCUUCUCGACACUCGACCGUUUCCCCUUCUGCCGUUCACGCUCACCGUCAUCGCUCAGCAAAGGUGCCAUUCAGCUACCGCACUCACUUCAAGAUGGCCUACCUCACCGAAUCCAACUGGCGCAAGGGCGGUCGUCUUCAGACUCAGCACGUCUCUGCCGAUGCAGGCCACGUCGUCACAAGUUUGGCUAUCGACAGCGAAUGGAUCGUCGUAGGCAUGGCCAACUCCAAGAUUCACGUUUUCAGCGCAGAGACCGGUCUCUACGCACAUACCCUACUCGGACACGACGCCGGAGUGUGGUGCUUGACCCUCAUCAGCAAAAGUAACAGCAGCAAGCAUGGUCAAGCAUCGACAUCUCAGCGAGGCAAGGGCAAGAUGGUCAUCACAGAUCCUGAGGAUGGCAGCGGCGGCAAACCAUACCAAGCCACCGCCGACGGCGACCUUCGACUUGUUCACCACGACCCGCGUCCCGAUGCUGCUGACGCGCUCUUGUCUCGACUACCUUCCUCGAUGGAAGUGCCCGAAGAAGCAGACGUCUUUGGUGGCCGCAGGUUGCCAUGCUCCACUGCCAGUACGCCGUCGGGAAAAGCACGCCAAAGAUCGUAUGGGCAUGGCGAGACGCUCGAAUGGUUCCACAAGGCUAGGCGUGCUCUUCGACGUCAGCAGAGUGCAAGAAGAGCGGCGGCUGCAGCACGAGAUGCAGCAGACGGAUCACGUAGUCGACCGCUUGUCUUGGAUGACAACGCCUCGGGUGCAGGUGACUCUGAUGCAGACCUCUCGAUUGGUUGGGAAGGUGCAUCAGAUGUGCAUCGCGAGCUGCGAUCCUCCACUCGUGCACGCACUGAGCGCGAUCAGCUAGAUCGCCAAGCCGCCAAGGCCAUUGCAGAAGCCGAGGCCGGGGCGAUUCGAGAUGCAGUCAUGGCAGACGGAACAGGCCAAGUGCCUGCUCAGCUCGCAGAACGUAUCCGUCGAGACGGCGAGUUGGCGGCAGCAGGCGCGGCCGCAACUGAGAGUAGAGCCAACCGAAGGCGUGCUGCCUCCUCCUCCUCCUCUUCCUCCUCCUCCUUCUCCUCCUCCUCCGCCUCUUACUCCUCCUCCUCCGGUCCUCCUCAUGCAUCAGCCGUUGGUGCACAGCUGGCAGGCAAUGCAUUGGGCAUGGGCAACCCUUGCGGAAGUGUUGUUGGAUACGGCAACAAAGAUGCUAUCGUUGUUAGCGGUGGAUGUGAUCGUGAUGUACGCGUCUGGGAUCUGCGCACCGGUCAAUGCAAACAUGUCUUGCACGGUCAUACUUCGACAAGACAGGAGAGCAUGUCCACCUCUUAG
Molecule: messenger RNA, 3156 nt
Organism: Ustilago hordei
Lineage: Eukaryota; Fungi; Basidiomycota; Ustilaginomycetes; Ustilaginales; Ustilaginaceae
Exons: 2
Coding region: 1-3156 (1051 amino acids)
Molecular function (GO): protein binding
Source: RefSeq, a predicted model, not a curated record